AUGGCACUCACACUCGGCCCUUCGGCCAACAGCCACCUCCUCCUUCCACUCCCAGACUCCCCCACAUGGACCGCCUCAGCUUCACCGACAGACUCAUCACCACACACACCCACAGCCCUCCCCGAUUGCUGCCCCGAUCACUCCAAUCAACACGACCUCUUCCAGCCAGAUGAGCCUCCUACCCAGAAUCAGAUACGCCGUCUCGCCGGUUAUUCUGUCUAUGAUUCCUCGGGCAACCAACACACGUUAUCCUCCCUCUUCACCCCCACAUCACUCCGCAAACAUCGCAUCCUACUGAUCUUCAUCCGCAACUUCUUCUGCGGCAACUGUCAGCAAUUCCUCCUAACUCUGUCCUCCCAACUUCCCGCCUCCGCCCUGCCCGCAGACACAGCUGUGGCUGUCAUCGGAUGUGGCGCCCCUUCACUCCUCCCUUCGUAUCUGGAACUCACUCACUGCCCUUACCCCAUCUACACGGAUCCCACUGCCCAGCUCUAUGACAAGCUAGGCAUGCAACGGUCAUGGAGCCUGGGCAAUCGCGCGCCCGAGUACAUUCGUCAAAGUCUAUUUAUGGGCGGUUUAAAAUCCAUUGCCCAAGGUCUGAAGCGCGUUCCAGCAGGCGAUGUGCGGAAAGCGGGCGAGAUGAACCAGAACGGCGGCGAGUUUCUGUUUGUGCGCACCAACAGUGGCGACAGCAGCUCCUGGGCCGACGGAUGGCGAGUUGAGUGGUGCCACCGCAUGCGCAACACCCGCGAUCACACAGAAGUGGGGCGUCUGCGCGAAGUCCUUGGAAUGAGUGAGUACGAGACACAGCCGCAGCAAGUCGAGAAGGCCACGACGUGGGCGCCACGCAUGCCCCGAGAGCGGCACGGGCGACGGUGGACGAAACCCUCGCUGCCGGGGCUGCCACAAUCCGAAUCCGAAGGCGAGAAAGCGAAAGCAAAAUCGGGCCACGUGCGUAGGAACACAUUUGGCCAAUCCCUCUCGGUAAAGAGCCACAACGUCAUGCGCACACUGAGCCUGAAGCGGCCCGACACAGCCGGCUCCUGGGUCGGGCGCGACAUCGAGACACAAAAACGCAGCCUCACGCCAGCCGUGGCGGUACCGCAUCUCCCAUCCCUCUCCACGACACAGCAGUACGAAGAGCAGCAGCAGCAGCAACACCAAACCCAACAACCACAUCAGCAUAAGCGCACACAGUCCAAAUCGCGCGCAGCAGCGCAGAUCCUGAACCUGAAAAUCACCUCUGGCCGGACCACUUCGGCCCAUGCUGCAAAGCAGUACCUGCUGUCGGACAACAUCUCCGAGAGCCACGUCGCGCUGGUGAGCGUUGUGAGCCCCGGCGGCUAUAGUGUGCGCAGCAGCUUGACGCCGCAGGUCGGCUCGCCAUCGCCGGUAGGGACGCCUUUGAUCGGGAGAGCAGGAGCGGGGUUUGGGCAGGGCGUUGUGAGUGUGCGGUAG
This is a messenger RNA of Cyphellophora europaea CBS 101466, 1458 nucleotides long. RefSeq lists its product as uncharacterized. The record is from RefSeq and is a predicted model, not a curated record. Lineage: Eukaryota; Fungi; Ascomycota; Eurotiomycetes; Chaetothyriales; Cyphellophoraceae. The transcript has a single exon. Bases 1 to 1458 code for a protein of 485 amino acids.